AUGGAUGAACCAUUACUUGAGCAGGACAUAGAGCUAAAAUCCCUGCUCGGCGGCCCCCUCUGCGGAGGGCGGGCGGCGCGCGUGCAGGCGGAGGGCGGACGCGCGGAGGGCGGGCGGCGCGUGUGCAGGCGGAGGGCGGCGAUAAAAGCAAAAACUCUGACGAAUCAUAAUACCGGUUAUCUAGAAGUAGCACAUGUUCAGUACUACGAUGCAGAUUUGAAAAGCUUUCCAGUAGUUAAUACCGACCAAGGUUAUGGGCAUCACUGGCCAAGUUGCAAGAAGGGCAACCCAGAGGAUAUUGCAGCUCUGCUGGCUGUGAGAGGACCACCAAAGAAGAAGAGAAAGACUACCAAGGCAUCAACUGAGGAAAGCAUAGUACUUUUUAUGGUGAAGCACCAGCAUCCUCUAUGACUUUUCCACCAAG
Messenger RNA from Panicum hallii, 424 nucleotides. RefSeq lists its product as uncharacterized. The record is from RefSeq and is a predicted model, not a curated record. NCBI's taxonomy places the organism in Eukaryota, Viridiplantae, Streptophyta, Magnoliopsida, Poales, Poaceae. The transcript has 4 exons. The coding region runs from base 1 to 411 and encodes 136 amino acids.